This is a messenger RNA of Punica granatum (pomegranate), 456 nucleotides long. Lineage: Eukaryota; Viridiplantae; Streptophyta; Magnoliopsida; Myrtales; Lythraceae. The record is from RefSeq and is a predicted model, not a curated record.
AUGAGGCUUCAGUCAGCCAAGGCGAUAUGGGACUAUUUGAAGACUGAGUAUGAAGGAGAUGAGAAGAUUAGAGGUAUGAAGGUUCUCAACCUUAUGAGAGAGUUCGAGAGGUUGCAAAUGAAUGAGAGUGAAACAGCGAAACAAUUUGCAGAUAAGCUUGUGGAAAUAGCAAAUAAAAUAUUGGUGUUAGGGACUGACUUAAGUGAAGCAAGGCUGGUGCAAAAGUUGCUAGUUUCAGUACCAGAAAGAUAUGAAGCAACCAUUGCUUCGCUGGAGAAUACAAAGGAAUUGUCAGAUCUGAAGUUUGCCGAAGUUCUAAGUGCUUUACAAGCACCAGAACAUAGGAGAAUGAUGAGGAUAGAAGAGCCAGUAGAGGGUGCAUUGCAAGCCAAAGUGAAGCAAGGAAAUCUUGCAAACAACCAAGGGAGCACAAGUUCAGAUGCUGGAGAUGGCUAG